AUGGAGCCAUUCCCGGACUCGCCCACAAUGAUGGGAGGUAGGAGGUGGCCGCGGACGCCUAUACCGGAUUCAGAAGUUGUGGAGCUUGAGCUGUUGAGGCCCAGCCACGGGUCUUCGACUGACGACGAAGGCCAUAACACUCAACCUCCAUCGGCUGAUGUGUCCCUGUUGACACAAUUGGAGGCGCGGGUAUGCAUCCCGCUCGAGACCCCUUUGAUCAGCAAGCCGAGGCCGAGGAGGUCCAGGACACCUUCAACGAUGUUGUCGGUGCGUCGGAGUGGGAGGCUUGCUGCUAAGGUCCAGGCACAAAAUGUACUGAAGCAAAAGCUAGGGAUCGCAGACAUGAAGCAGGGUCUAGAGCCUGCGGCCUUGGACAGUAUCAAGGCCUUGUUCGCUGAGCCGUUGUCGCCCUCCAAGUAG
Miscanthus lutarioriparius is the source of this 420-nucleotide messenger RNA. NCBI's taxonomy places the organism in Eukaryota, Viridiplantae, Streptophyta, Magnoliopsida, Poales, Poaceae. The record is from the annotation of a GenBank genome assembly.